Messenger RNA from Sipha flava (yellow sugarcane aphid), 1926 nucleotides. Its product is annotated as myb-like protein X. The transcript has 6 exons. NCBI's taxonomy places the organism in Eukaryota, Metazoa, Arthropoda, Insecta, Hemiptera, Aphididae. The record is from RefSeq and is a predicted model, not a curated record. The coding region runs from base 185 to 1873 and encodes 562 amino acids.
GAGGAGAUCGUCUAUUGAUUUAUUCCGCUUCGUGCGCAGUUCGUUCUCCGUCCCAUUGCCUGGCAACCACCACCUGUAACGUCGUCGUACCCUUUCGGUUUCUCCGACGGGAUCUUACAUGCGCUGUUCGUCGUUCCGAAACGGUCAGUAGCCCGUGCCCCGCCGAGACAUUCACCGCCGGAAAAUGAAACGGCCCGUCGCGCCGCCGUUCAACGUCAUCAACGCUCGCCGUGCGCUGGCGGUGUGCGUGGUCGCCGCGAUAUGGACGCCGGGCCGCGUCCAGUGUUCCGACGACAGCCUGCGAUCCGCGCUGGAAGCCAUUUCCGACAAAAUUGGAGCGACGCCGUCCCGGGUGGUUUACUUGGGCCCAGAUGAUGGCCAACCCGAAGACAUUGGCUACGGUUAUCAGAAGAAUUUAAGAAAUUUAGAAAAUAUAUUCGAACAAGGAGCGCCGUCAAAAAGCAAGGUAUCUAAAGAUGGAAUGGCUGAAAAAUUCCUCAGCUAUUUAUCUAGAGAAAAUCCGCAAUACAAUCAAAAACCUUGGAGUAAAAAAUCGAUUUUCCGUGAAAGAGAAGAUUCCGAUGUGCCGGAUAAUUUACAACAAUUAAAAUACGAUCGAUAUGCAAUGCCUUCUGCUUUCCGUGAACGAUACAAGACUGAUCCCAGAAUUGUGCAAGAUUACAAGAACAAUAUGGAAGAACAAGACAAUUAUUUGUAUGCGUUGAAUUCACUUAUAGACAAAUACAUCGAAGAAAACGUGCAAGGGAUGUCGGAUGAAGAACUGGAGAAUUUUCUCAAGUCCCGAGAAGACAAACGUAACAUACCAGAAGAAUACCAACAUUUAAACGAUCCUUAUAAAAGAUCGCACUCAAUGAAAAGGCAAUAUUUGUUUAUCCCGAGAUAUCAGGCGAGGAAGUACAACAAAAACCAAAUCAAAUGGACAAAACCGAGAUUAACGAAAAGGUCAAAAAAAAAUAUUUCGUUGAACGAAUCGCACACCGACCCAAAAGUAGCCGCAGAACUCAACAAUAUUUUUCUUGGAUCAGAAUCAGACUCGAAUGCCAAUGAAAACGCCACUGUAGUCAUAAACAAUAAUAAUGUUAAUAAAACAUUAACGUCGGGAGAGGAUAAUAUGGAGUCCAAAAUAGAAUUGAAGAAAAAGUCUAUUGAUUGGAGUAAUUAUUUUGGAUACGAUCGAAAAAAAAAAUCCAUUGAAAACAUUCCUUCUGACGACACUAUUUUAAAUCAAUACAUGCGUACCUAUGGUAAAGAAAUUGAAGUUCCAGAAAACAAUGUGAACAAUUUAAAGGACGAUACAUUAAUGUGGUUGGAAGAUACAUUGAUAAAUGAUGCAUUAAAAUAUACAGGAGCUAAUCAAGGAACUAAUGACCCAGAAGAAAUAAAUAAUGUAAAAAAUCAAGUAAUAGAAAAUUUGAACCAAGCCUACAACAUUGAAAAGCUCAGACAAGAAAAUAAUGAGAUACAAGAAAAGCAAUAUGAAAAAUCUGAUUUUGUUAUACCUACAGAAAAUAACAGUCAAUCAAUAAAUUCUUUAGAUACAGCAGACCUACAUAAAGAAACUGAUCACAAGGAAUGUACUCAACUUAUGCAAAUAACUCAAGACUGUUUGGAUCUGGGUGGCUCAGCAGGGGAUUUGAUGUUACCUGUCUGUACGCUUUAUCGUGUUUGCCGUACUUGUGAAUCUGAACGUUCGGAAUGUGAAGAAAAAUUUGUGCAAGGUUCUCAUGAAUUGUGCAGCAAAGCUCCAUUGUGUAGAUAUUUUUCACGACGUAUGUUACAACUUAUGCAGGAUCAUCCAUUACAUAUGGAAUGUCAUAAAUGCAUGGUUAACUUUUUACAGAAUGAAGAUUAAUAGAUGAAUCUAAUCUAACUAUUACAUUAAUUAAAAUUAACUAUAAAAGGAAA